CGCACCAUAAAGGCAGGAAGCACAUCUCACUUCGUUAUUGUAGCACUCAAAUCAUCAUUAUCGUCUUCUUCCUUGAUCACAGAACUGAAACCCUAGGUUGUCGGAAGUCAUGUCGAAGGCUGAAGUAACCAUGGAGGUCGGAAACGAUGGCGUUGCAGUCAUCACCAUGUCCAAUCCUCCCGUCAACGCCUUGGCCCUUGCGAUUAUCGCGGGGUUGAAGGAGAAAUACGCUGAGGCUAUGAGGAGAAAUGACGUUAAAGCUAUUGUUGUUACUGGCAAAGGUGGAAGGUUUUCUGGUGGUUUUGACAUCAAUGUUUUCCAGAAAGUACACAAAACUGCUGAUAUUUCACAUUUACCAGAUGCAUCUAUUGAUCUUUUGGUCAACACAGUUGAAGAUGCCAAGAAGCCUAGUGUUGCUGCCGUGGAAGGACUUGCCCUUGGAGGUGGCUUAGAAGUGGCAAUGGCUUGCCAUGCACGUAUUGCUGCACCAAAAACUCAACUUGGCUUGCCAGAGCUUUCACUUGGAGUUCUACCUGGAUUUGGAGGCACACAACGUCUUCCAAGGCUUGUAGGGUUGUCAAAGGCCGUUGAAAUGAUGCGGUUAUCCAAAUCAAUAUCGUCUGAAGAAGGGUACAAGCUGGGUCUUGUUGAUGCUGUUGUGUCUUCUGAAGAGUUACUGAAAGUAUCUCGAAGAUGGGCUUUGGACAUAGUGGAUAAGCGCAAACCUUGGGUGCGUUCCCUUCACCAGACUGACAAGCUUGGAUCAGUGUCUGAAGCACUUGACAUUUUGAAAAUUUCCAGACAGCAAGCCAGGAAAACUGUUCCACAUCUGCCUCAGCACCAGGCAUGCCUUGAUGUAAUUGAGGAGGGCAUUCUUCAUGGAGGAUAUAGUGGGCUUCUAAAGGAAACGAAAGUUUUCAACGAGUUAGUCUUGUCAGACACUGCAAAAGGUCUUAUUCAUGUGUUCUUUGCUCAGCGCGCAACAUCUAAGGUACCUAACGUUACUGACAUUGGGCUCAAACCAAGGAAUGUAAAGAAAGUUGCUGUAAUUGGUGGAGGUCUAAUGGGUUCUGGAAUAGCUACAGCUCUCAUCACAAGUAACAUAUAUGUUGUGCUGAAAGAAGUUAACUCUGAAUAUCUUUUGAAGGGUAUAAAAACGAUAGAAGCAAAUGUUCGAGGCUUAGUGACAAAAGGAAAACUGACACAGGAUAAAGCACAUAAAGCCCUCUCAAUGCUCAAAGGUGUACUGGACUACUCAGAAUUUAAAGAUAUUGACAUGGUCAUAGAGGCUGUAAUUGAAAAUAUUCCAUUAAAACAGAAAAUAUUUAGUGAAAUAGAGAAGAUCUGUUCUCCCCACUGCAUUUUGGCGACAAAUACAUCUACUAUUGACCUCAAUUUAGUUGGAGAAAAGACCAGUUCACAAGAUCGAAUCAUAGGGGCGCAUUUCUUCAGCCCUGCACAUGUGAUGCCUCUCUUAGAAGUUGUACGUACGGAGAAGACUUCUGCACAAGUAAUUCUUGAUCUCAUGACAGUUGGGAAAGCCAUAAAAAAGAUUCCUGUUGUUGUGGGAAGCUGCACUGGUUUUGCCGUCAAUCGGACUUUCUUCCCAUAUGCACAAGGUGCACAUUUUUUGGUCAAUUUAGGUGUGGAUCCGUUUAGAAUUGACUGGGUAAUCAGCAAUUUUGGCCUCCCCAUGGGCCCUUUCCAGCUUCAGGACCUUUCUGGAUAUGGAGUAGCUGUAGCAGUUGGGAAAGAAUUUGCUACUGCAUUUCAAGGUCGCACAUUUGAGUCUCCAUUGGUUAACCUUCUACUGAAAAAUGGGCGGAAUGGUAAACAGAAUGGAAAAGGAUACUACAUAUAUGAAAAGGGAAGCAAGCCAAGGCCUGAUCCUUCAGUUCUACCAAUUAUUGAGGAGUCUAGAAGGCUCGCCAAUAUUAUGCCUGGUGGAAAGCCUAUAUCUGUGACCAACCAAGAAAUUCUGGAGAUGAUACUCUUCCCAGUAGUGAAUGAGGCAUGCCGUGUUUUGGAUGAAGGAGUCGUUGUUCGAGCAUCAGACCUCGACAUCACAUCAGUUCUUGGAAUGAGUUUUCCCUCUUACCGUGGUGGUAUUGUGUUCUGGGCAGAUGAAGUUGGGCCUUACUAUGUAUACACAUGUCUCAAGAAAUGGUCAGCUAUGUAUGGCAGCUUUUUUAAGCCAUCAAGUUAUUUGGAACAAAGAGCAACAAAAGGCAUACCAUUGAGUGCACCUGCUUCAGCUUCACCAGCUUCAAAUUCACGUCUCUAGGGUACUGCAAGAUCCACCUGGUCGUCAAACAUAUCAGGUCUCAACAAGAAUAAGAACCCUUUUUUUCUUUGGCUCCAUUAGAAUUCUUUGAGAAGCAAAGAUCGAGAAUAAUUAUCUUUUACACGAUUUAAAUGUUGGUUCAAACAUUAUCUCUUAAAUUUUGCCAAUAAAUGAAUGUAGUUUAUUUCCUACAACA
Molecule: messenger RNA, 2480 nt
Organism: Vitis riparia (riverbank grape)
Lineage: Eukaryota; Viridiplantae; Streptophyta; Magnoliopsida; Vitales; Vitaceae
Product: peroxisomal fatty acid beta-oxidation multifunctional protein AIM1
Exons: 18
Coding region: 110-2284 (724 amino acids)
Biological process (GO): fatty acid beta-oxidation
Cellular component (GO): peroxisome
Molecular function (GO): NAD+ binding; (3S)-3-hydroxyacyl-CoA dehydrogenase (NAD+) activity
Source: RefSeq, a predicted model, not a curated record